Messenger RNA from Cryptomeria japonica (Japanese cedar), 2394 nucleotides. RefSeq names its product dicarboxylate transporter 1, chloroplastic. The record is from RefSeq and is a predicted model, not a curated record. Gene Ontology annotation, cellular component: membrane. Bases 438 to 2165 code for a protein of 575 amino acids. Gene Ontology annotation, biological process: transmembrane transport. Gene Ontology annotation, molecular function: transmembrane transporter activity. NCBI's taxonomy places the organism in Eukaryota, Viridiplantae, Streptophyta, Pinopsida, Cupressales, Cupressaceae. The transcript is spliced from 3 exons.
CUGGUUAGGUUGCAAAAUUGAUAAACUGACAAAGCAGGCUACAUAAACGACAGCAGGAAAUAUUCCAAAAAAGCCGUACUAAGAAUCUCCUCCCUGAAAUCUCAGCCCCCAAAACUCCCGAUUCCACUCAGCCCAGUUCCAACUAGAUCUAGCAGCGGGCUGCCCGAGAAAAUGGCGUCAAUUCUACUAAACCUAGUGUCGUCAAAGCAUUUAAUUGUCAACUAGCCCAUCUCACGGCUGGAAAUUUUGCACAGCAAAAAGCUCCGCUGCCACACAUUUUUCAUCGGACAGAACUUUUCCUCAUUUUUUUAAUGAAAAUUUUGUGCUCAUCAGAUGUUCCGUCACUUGGUGUAAAAUAGGGAACUACUCUACUUUUUCUCUGCUGUAGGAGGAUCGGUUUUUAAGCCCACAGGCAGGUUGCUGGCUGGAAAGAAAAAAUGUCUUCAGUAGCCCUGGCAGCCUCUUCCACAAUCGGUCUUCAUGCACCGUGCCCUAAAAUUUCUUGUGGAUCCGCCAGAUCAUCGGCCUCCUUAACCCGUCUCUCGCUUCCAGCCAAGCCAUUUCUUUCCCGGGGUUCGAUCUCCGCACGUCAUGCAAAUCCACUUUUUUCCACCUGGUGGCAGAAUCGGGCUUUGAGCGGCUCCUCCCUUGUACGGCGCCGCGGGAGCGAGAAAUCUUUGCAGCGAGAAUUUGUAAAAGUACAGGCCUCGGCGGCUGCAGCAACCCCUGCAGCGAAAGCGCCGGAACCAUGGCAAGGAGCAGCUCUGAAGCCCCUGGCGGCUUCGAUCGCGACGGGUGUUAUUCUCUGGCUGGUGCCAGCCCCGGCGGGUGUGGCGAAAAAUGCUUGGCAGCUGUUGGCCAUAUUUCUAGCCACAAUCGUAGGCAUCAUAACGCAGCCGCUGCCCCUUGGCGCAGUGGCCCUAAUGGGGCUUGGCGCGGCCGUGUUAACAAAAACCCUAACUUUUGCGGCAGCUUUUUCGGCCUUCGGUGAUCAGAUCCCUUGGCUCAUUGCCCUCGCUUUCUUCUUUGCCCGUGGAUUCAUCAAAACCGGGCUGGGGAACCGCGUGGCUUACCAAUUCGUGUCGCUCUUCGGGAGCUCGUCAUUGGGGCUGGGCUACAGUCUGGUCUUUAGUGAAGCUUUGCUGGCGCCGGCGAUCCCUUCCGUGUCCGCCCGCGCGGGUGGUAUCUUUCUGCCUUUGGUGAAGUCUCUGUGCGUUGCCUGUGGUUCGAACGUGGGCGACGGGACAGAAGAGAGGCUCGGAUCGUGGCUCAUGCUGACUUGCUUCCAGACGUCGGUGGUGUCAUCUGCGAUGUUUUUGACGGCAAUGGCAGCAAAUCCGCUCAGUGUUAACCUGGCAGCGGGCGCGAUCGGGCAGACCAUCGGAUGGACGGAUUGGGCUCUGGCCGCGCUAGUUCCGGGGCUCGUCUCACUCAUCGUGGUGCCGUUUUUGCUGUAUGUGAUAUAUCCUCCGACAGUCAAGAGUAGUCCCGAUGCGCCCUUGCUUGCCAGAGAGAAGCUCAAGAAUAUGGGGCCCAUGUCUAAGAACGAGACCAUCAUGGCCUUCACUCUGUUAGUAACGGUCGGACUCUGGAUAUUUGGAGGAAUGAUUAAGGUGGAUGCUGUUACUGCGGCAAUCCUUGGUUUGUCUGUCCUGCUCUGCACAGGAGUUGUUACAUGGAAGGAGUGCUUGGCUGAAUCAGUAGCUUGGGACACUCUUACAUGGUUUGCUGCACUUAUUGCAAUGGCUGGCUAUCUCAAUAAAUAUGGGCUGAUCGCAUGGUUUAGCCAGAAUGUGGUGAAGGUUGUAGGUGGGCUUGGAUUAUCAUGGCAGCUUUCUUUUGGAAUAUUGGUUAUGCUCUACUUCUAUUCCCACUACUUUUUUGCAAGUGGUGCAGCACAUAUUGGUGCCAUGUUCACCGCCUUUUUAUCAGUGGCGAGUGCUUUAGGAACCCCACCUCUAUUCGCUGCGAUGGUUCUCGCUUUCCUUUCAAAUCUUAUGGGUGGCCUUACACACUACGGUAUUGGAUCGGCACCAGUGUUCUAUGGGGCUAACUAUGUGCCUUUGGGUAAAUGGUGGGGUUAUGGCUUUCUCAUCUCUGUAGUAAACAUUUGCAUUUGGCUCGGAAUUGGAGGGGUCUGGUGGAAAGCAUUAGGUUUAUGGUAAUUUGUUGAAACAACCGGUUUUGCUGGAAAGCAGAUAACAUAGCGUUAGUGUUUUUUCACAAAGUCUGCAACAUGUCAAGUUAUAUGUUUGAGUCAGUCUUGAAAGUUAGCAUUUGCACUCUUUCCAUAUCCCAGGUGGGCCUAUGCAAUGAUCAUUGUAAUAAUUGCUGAUUUUGUAACCAGCAGUUCAUUUUUUUGGAAUGCAAUAUAUUUGCACUUUGCCAUUUGAA